CCUUUUAAGCUUUUGUCUUUGUGAAUACAUUUCUGGGUUUUCAUUGAAAUUUUGGUUUCUUUUCUUUUAUGGGGAUCUGAUUUAUGGGUUUUGCUUGCUUUUAUUGUAGCUUUAAUGGGUCAAUCUCAAUUUUCUAUCUUUACUUCAAGAAUUUUAGUAUUUUGUUUCCUUUGGAAUCAAAGUUUGAUUCUUGAUGCUUGAAUUUGGUUAAUUUUGAUGCUUUUUCUUUAUGCUAAAAUGUAGAUUUGAUUGAGUUUUUGACUCAGAUCUGUUGAUUUAGUUCAUUAUAGUUACUCCAUAGCUGUCGUUUUCAUGAUUACCAUUGUUUCAGUUCAGGGUAAAGGAGCAUUAUUUACAUGCUUUUUAGUGCUUUUUCAUGGAUCAAUCCUUUUCAUUGCUUGGUUGUCAAUCAACUGGUUACAACUUUAGGCAGUUAGCAUCAUUUAGCAUUGUCGUUUUCUUUUUUUUUUUUUUUCUUAUCCUUUCUUUUUAAUUAUGUAAUCUAUGAGUCUUUUUCUAUAGGUUUUGACUGUUGACAUGGAUCUGAAUUGUUCGAUAAGUUUAGAGCUUAGUUUUGAACUUUAUUGUUGAACCUUCUGCAAUACCAUGUUUUGAGCCGAUGGUUUGAUUAGUUACCUGCGGUGUUUCUUUCUUACAAGGUUUGAAGUGAUUUGUGUUAUUCAAUUUAUUGAAUAGAGCUUGAUGGUGGCAACAAAACAGAUUAAUUUUGAAUAGAAAUUUUGACGUGUUUUGACAAUUGAGUGCUCAAGUAAAAACACUUUGUGAAGAAUCAUAUUACUAAAGAAGGAUGAGGGGAAGAUCUGAUGGAGGCCAAAAGAAACGUUUAAUCUCCUCUGUCUGUGUUGUGGCAGUCUUUCUUGGUUUUCUCUAUGUAUAUUAUGGAUCUAUUUUUGGGUCUUCAAACCGUGGUGCUGCAGCUCUAGAAUAUGGCAGCAGAUCUUUGAGAAAACUCGGAUCAUCUUAUUUGGGUGGAGAUGAUGACGCUGAUGGCAAGCAAUAUGAAUCUUCAUUAAAAUUUGGACAGGAGGAAGGAGAAGAAGAUGUCAUAUCAGAAACUUUCCCUGUUUGUGACGAUCGUCAUUCAGAAUUAAUUCCCUGCUUAGACAGAAAUUUGAUAUACCAAAUGAGAUUAAAGCUGGACUUGUCUGUGAUGGAGCACUAUGAACGUCACUGCCCCCCUCCUGAAAGGAGAUACAAUUGCUUGAUUCCUCCUCCUCCAGGAUACAAGAUCCCAAUUAAGUGGCCUCAAAGCAGAGAUGAAGUAUGGAAGGCAAACAUUCCCCAUACUCACCUUGCACAUGAGAAGUCUGACCAGAACUGGAUGGUUGUAAAAGGUGAAAAGAUAGUAUUUCCAGGGGGAGGCACCCAUUUUCACUAUGGAGCUGACAAGUAUAUUGCUUCAAUUGCAAAUAUGCUCAACUUUUCACACAACAAUCUAAAUAAUGAAGGAAGAAUUCGAACAGUUCUUGAUGUUGGCUGUGGUGUCGCAAGUUUUGGAGCGUAUCUUCUUUCUUCUGAUAUUAUAGCAAUAUCAUUAGCACCCAAUGAUGUGCAUCAAAACCAAAUCCAAUUUGCUCUGGAAAGAGGAAUUCCUGCAUAUCUUGGUGUUCUAGGGACCAAAAGGCUCCCUUACCCAAGCAGAUCAUUUGAACUUGCUCACUGUUCUCGCUGUAGGAUUGAUUGGCUUCAGAGGGAUGGGAUUCUUCUUCUUGAGCUAGAUCGGUUACUUAGACCUGGGGGCUAUUUUGCCUACUCAUCUCCAGAAGCUUAUGCACAAGACGAAGAGGAUCUCAGAAUAUGGAGAGAGAUGAGUGCCCUUGUGGGACGUAUGUGUUGGAGAAUAGCUGCAAAGAGGAAUCAAACUGUCAUUUGGCAAAAACCUUUAACAAAUGAUUGUUAUAUGGAAAGAAAACCUGGUACAAAUCCCCCCCUCUGCCACUCUGAUGAUGAUCCAGAUGCUGUUUGGGGUGUGCCAAUGGAAGUUUGCAUCACUCCUUAUUCUGACCAUGACCAGAAAGCCAAGGGUAGUGGUUUGGCUCCUUGGCCAGCCAGAUUGACAUCUCCUCCUCCCAGGCUUGCUGAUUUUGGUUAUUCAAGUGAAAUGUUUGAAAAAGACACGGAAACUUGGCGCCGGUGGGUAGAGAGUUAUUGGAACCUCUUGAGUCCAAAGAUUGAGGCUGAUACUUUGAGAAAUUUGAUGGAUAUGAAAGCAAACAUGGGUUCGUUUGCAGCUGCUCUAAAAGGAAAGAAUGUUUGGGUGAUGAAUGUCGUCCCAGAGGAUGGACCAAACACACUUAAGUUGAUAUAUGACAGAGGUCUGAUUGGCACUACUCAUAACUGGUGUGAGGCCUUUUCCACAUAUCCUCGAACAUACGAUUUACUUCAUGCUUGGACUGUAUUUUCUGAUAUUGAGAAGAAAGGCUGCAGUGCUGAGGAUUUGUUACUUGAGAUGGAUCGCAUUCUCAGGCCCAGUGGUUUCAUAAUUAUUCACGACAAACCACCAGUGAUAGAUUUCAUAAGGAAGUAUUUGUCAGCUUUGCACUGGGAAGCAGUAGCAACAGCUGAUUCCAGUUCAGAUUCAGCUCAUGAAGGGGAUGACAUUGUGUUUAUCGUCCAAAAGAAGUUGUGGCUGACACGCGAAAGCCUCAAGAAUUCUGAAUAGAAUAUGUCAGCCUCACAAUAUCCCCUCUCCCUAUAUCUCCCGCAGCUCCAAGGGAUUAAGAAGCUCUCCCACUUCCUGAUAUGCAGUAAGCAAUUUCAUUUUGUAGCAUUAAGCAAUAGUUCACAUUAUUUUUUUACCCCUUUUUUCUCAUAAUGAAUUACUUGACAAGCCAUAAACUGGUCACUAUCUAUAGGCUAUUCUUCAAUUUUUUUUCCCUCUAUUUUGGUUUUGUCCGAAGUUACUUCAGCUAAUGACAAAUAAUCAAAUACAUAAACUAUGUAAUGCUGAAGUGCAUAAACAUUGUGGCUUUCAACUUGCCAAGCUUUUCCAUGAAUGAAUAUUCUUUUUUAUACAUUCUCUUCACUUUUUCUUGUCUCUUUAUUCUUGGGGCAAAUUCUGAAAAGU
This is a messenger RNA of Durio zibethinus, 3088 nucleotides long. The record is from RefSeq and is a predicted model, not a curated record. Lineage: Eukaryota; Viridiplantae; Streptophyta; Magnoliopsida; Malvales; Malvaceae.